ACCUGCGCUGCUCCGCGCUGCUCCGCGUUCAACUCCGCGUUCAACUCCGUCCUUGCUCCCUCCGCCGCCUUUCCAUGGGGACGAAUUGGGGCUGCUUCCGCAGCCUCCCCUCCCUCGUCGUCUCCUUCCUCCUCCUCCUCCUCAUUCAGGCGUUGCCGAGCCAGUGCGAGGAGGCGGGAGGCUGCCGACCCGGCUUCGGCGCAGACAGCUACACGUUCACCGUGCCCUGGCCGCACCUGGAGCGGGGCCGAGUCCUGGGUUCAGUGAGUUUUGAUGGCUGCUCCGGAAGGAAGAGAACAGCUUACUUUUCUGAAGACACACGAUUCAAAGUGGCAACCAAUGGAGUGGUUGCCGUCAAGCGUCCCGUAUGGCUUCGUAAUUUAGAAAUGAGUUUCAACAUCCAUGCUUGGGAUGCCGCUGGCAACAAGCUCUCUACCAAAGUUACCCUGAAAAGAGCAGCACAAGGCCAUCACCACCAGGAGUCUUCUCCUGGAGAACAUUCGGAAGUGCUGCUGUUCCCUGAAUCCCACUCUGGUCUGAAGAGACAGAAGAGGGACUGGGUUAUCCCUCCCAUCAACUGCCCCGAGAAUGAGAAGGGACCGUUCCCUAAAAAUCUGGUUCAGAUCAAAUCCAACAGAGACAAGGAAACCAAGGUUUACUACAGCAUCACCGGCCAAGGAGCAGAUAAGCCUCCCGAAGGGGUCUUCACUAUUGAAAGAGAAACUGGGUGGCUGAAAGUGACAGAACCGCUGGACAGAGAAAAAAUUCCGAAAUACACGCUUUAUUCCUAUGCAGUGACUUCUAAUGGGGAUUCCGUGGAAGAACCUAUGGAGAUUGUGAUCACCGUGACUGAUCAGAAUGACAACAGGCCUGAGUUCACCCAGCAGAUCUUCGAGGGUUCAGUAGUCGAAGGAUCCCCUCCAGGAACCUCCGUGAUGCAAGUCACCGCCACAGAUAAGGAUGAUCCGAACACUUACAAUGCGAUGCUUGGUUACGCUAUCCUCAGCCAGGAGCCCAAACAGGAUAACCUAUUCACCAUUAACCCAGCUACCGGCGUGAUCAGUUUGCUCACCUCAGGGCUGGACAGAGAGACUAUCCCGCAGUAUACGCUGGUUGUUCAGGCUGCUGACAUGGAAGGCCAAGGCUUAAGUACAACGGCCACAGCAAUAAUAAGUGUCACCGACAGCAAUGAUAACGCACCUAUCUUCGACUCCUCAAGGUAUGUAGGGCAGGUGCGGGAGAAUGAAGUAAAUGCUGAAAUUGUGAGACUAACAGUGACAGAUGCUGAUGUCCCUAAUACCGGAGCAUGGAAAGCAGUGUACUUUGUUGAAAAUGAUAAAGAGGGUUUCUUUGUUGUCACCACUGACCCAGCAACCAAUGAAGGAAUAUUAAAAACUGCCAAGGGCUUGGACUUCGAAACCAAAAAUCAGUACACACUCCAAGUAACUGUAGUGAACCAAGAGCCAUAUGCAAUUGUCCUCCAAAACUCCACAACAACUGUCACUGUGGAUGUAAUGGAUGUGAACGAAGCUCCUGUCUUUGUGCCACCAGUCAAGAAAGUGGAAGUGCCAGAAGACUUUGCUGUCGGGCAAGAGAUUACUACCUAUGAGGCUCAGGAUCCAGACAAGUUUCUCCAACAGAAGAUAACGUAUCGCAUUUGGAGGGAUGACGCUAAAUGGCUGGAAAUCAACCCGGAAACUGGGCUUAUUUCCCCUCGGGCUAAUAUGGAUAGAGAGAAUAUUGAAUAUGUGAAGAACAACACAUACACUGCCCUUAUCGUGGCUGUUGAUAAUGGUAACCCUGCAGCCACCGGUACAGGAACCCUUCUCCUGACCCUCUUGGAUGUGAACGAUAAUGGGCCAAUACCGGACCCUCGAAAGAUGGACUUCUGUCAGCGGGACUAUCAGCCCCACACUAUUCGCAUCGUUGAUAAGGAUCUUCCUCCAAAUACCUAUCCCUUCCAGGCAGAACUUACACACGGAGCUGGUGUUAACUGGACUUUGGAAAUGAAUGAGGAAAAAAGAGACGAACUGACCUUAUUACCAAAAAAGAUGCUCGAGGUGGGGGAGUACAAGAUAAACCUCAAGCUGACAGACAACCAGAACAAGGACCAAGUCACCACUUUGGAGGUCUAUGUGUGUGAUUGUGAAGGGAUAGUCACAAACUGUAAAAGGAUUGGGCCAAUCGCUGCCAGCGGUAUGGGGGUACCAGCCAUCCUGGGAAUUCUCGGAGGAAUCCUCGCCUUGCUUAUCCUGCUGCUGUUGCUCCUCCUGUUUGUACGGAGAAGACAUGUGGUGAAAGAGCCUUUGCUACCCCCAGAAGAUGACACCCGGGAUAAUGUCUAUUACUAUGAUGAAGAGGGAGGUGGCGAAGAAGACCAGGACUUUGACUUGAGCCAGUUGCACAGGGGCCUGGAUGCUCGACCUGAAGUUACCCGUAAUGAUGUAGCCCCAACUCUCCUGACCGUUCCCCAGUACCGCCCUCGUCCAGCCAACCCAGAUGAAAUUGGCAAUUUUAUCGAUGAGAACCUAAAGGCUGCCGACAGCGACCCCACUGCCCCACCCUAUGAUUCUUUACUGGUGUUUGACUAUGAAGGAAGCGGCUCCGAAGCAGCAUCCCUCAGUUCUCUGAACUCUGAUGGCUCAGAUCAGGACCAGGACUAUGACUACUUGAACGAAUGGGGCAAUCGCUUCAAGAAGUUGGCUGACAUGUAUGGUGGUGGGGAGGAUGACUAGAGAAAAAUGUACAAGGGUGGAAGAGAGCGAGAGAGACAGAGAGAGAAAGAUUCACAGGAGCAGCAUUUCUAGUUUUUUGUUUUCUUCACUUCCCCUGAUGCCUUCCUGGGAAAGAAGUGGCAAGGUGAGAAAAUCUGCCCAUGCCUUUCAGUUGUUCACAAUAGCACUAAUACAAAUGAUGCUACUUUGCAGGGUUCGUUUUGUAUUCUAAAGUUAAUGUUUUCUUUAUCUUUUCAAAUAUAAACUUAAGAUUCUCUGGAAAGAAACUAAAGCUCUGUACUUUAGAGGAGAGGCCCCGAUUUGUUUACCCUUCAGGGCCAUGCUGGAAAUACUGCAGUUUCCUGAGUGCCCGGUCUCAUUUUAAAAUGGAGGCAGCAAGCAGCUGCAGCCCACACCCCUGCCUCCUCUUUUUUUUAAAAUUGUUGCUGCUCUUACUUGGGACUCUGGUAUCUGUUAACUGAUAUCAACUCCCACUAUGUCGCCAUCCUACUUCUAUUUCCCCUUUCCAGGCAGGAGCUCCCACAAGGGAGGGUUUAUUCCUACUUGUAGAACAAGACAUACAUCUCUUCCAGUGGUCACUUCUUUAAUGACCAAGCUAUGCUCUUGAGGCCAAAUGUGCUACUCUUUUCUAGCCUAGGUGCUUUACUUGGAAAUUUAUCUUUUCAGAGUAGGGACUACUUAGACUUUAAUCCAAAUGCCACCAAAUUAUAAUUGCCUGACCAGAGAAUUUUUUGCCAGAAAGUGCUUUUUCUUUCUUUGUCCCAACUUUUUUUUAGGAGCCACUUUUGCUAUUUUACGUAUUAGGAAAAGUAGACGUCGCACUGAUAUGUUUAGAAUGGAUCUGAGAUCUAGCAGCCAAAGACUAAAAGUAUAGCAGCCGCUGUUAGGCAGUGAAGCAAUAAACCUCUCAGGAGAGGGAACAGGAAGAGAGGAGGUUCGACAAGUCGUUAGCGCUGAGGACAACUGGGAGGUCUCAAUUUCCAGUUGGAAACUGGGGAAGAAUGCAGAAUCAGUCUAAAUCAUUUUCCUUGGGAGAUGGUAAUAUUUUGCAAGGCAUGCAACUUGAAUGACAGAUUUUUCCAAGUGCCUUCUAUUUUUGAUGGCUUAAAUUCAGCUAAUACUUGCUACCCAAAAAAUGCACGUCCUCAUAAUCUGAACUAUAUAGGUAGCUAAUGAUUCUUGUGAGGCCCAUGUCUUCAUUGAAAAAAGAAUAAAUUACUAAAAAGAAUUCUGCAAUAAAAUCUAUUGAUAUGUAAUGUUUAUGCAUGAAAGUGUGGAAGGCAAAAGUAUAUUUUGUUCAAUAUUUGCUUUACUUGUUUCCCACCCACUUUUGUAAAAAGCAAUGGUCUCUGCAAUCAUUUCUUGAAAUUGUCUUGAAUCUUCGUAUGUGUUUGCGGUCAAACUACAUUUAAUGAAUUUGAGUAGUCAUUUAGUACAAUAGUUUUGAGAGAAUGUGUGUGCAAGUCUUCAUAAUUUUGUACUGUUUGGGGGUAAUAGAGAAGCAUAAUUGAAACGGAAUUCUCUUCAAAGAUCCAUUUUUAUAAAUUUUAUUAAAGAAGUUUGUUAAACUGUU
Tachyglossus aculeatus (Australian echidna) is the source of this 4308-nucleotide messenger RNA. RefSeq names its product cadherin-1-like. The record is from RefSeq and is a predicted model, not a curated record. The transcript is spliced from 16 exons. Bases 75 to 2735 code for a protein of 886 amino acids. Gene Ontology annotation, molecular function: cadherin binding; calcium ion binding. Gene Ontology annotation, cellular component: catenin complex; plasma membrane; adherens junction. Lineage: Eukaryota; Metazoa; Chordata; Mammalia; Monotremata; Tachyglossidae. Gene Ontology annotation, biological process: adherens junction organization; calcium-dependent cell-cell adhesion; cell morphogenesis.